Penicillium nucicola is the source of this 4008-nucleotide messenger RNA. RefSeq names its product Elongator subunit IKI3. Gene Ontology annotation, molecular function: tRNA binding; protein binding. The record is from RefSeq and is a predicted model, not a curated record. NCBI's taxonomy places the organism in Eukaryota, Fungi, Ascomycota, Eurotiomycetes, Eurotiales, Aspergillaceae. Gene Ontology annotation, biological process: tRNA wobble base 5-methoxycarbonylmethyl-2-thiouridinylation. Bases 1 to 4008 code for a protein of 1335 amino acids. The transcript has 5 exons. Gene Ontology annotation, cellular component: elongator holoenzyme complex; cytosol.
AUGCGCAACUUGAGAAACGUACGUCUCGCGGAGACGCAGCUGGAGGGCGAGCUUCCCCUCACAGCCACUGCAUGGGAUACUUCGUCUGACUCAGUGGUGUGCACCUUUGGCCCCGCUGAGAACAAUGCCAUCAUCGAGGUGCGGCGAAAGCGCCCCGAAAUUACCUCGACAGACCCUCUUAGUCCGGAGGCAUUUGAAUGCAUUGCAUCUUGGGAUGCCCCAUGCCCUCUGCCAGAUCUGGCAUGUGACCGUAUUCUAUCUCUGCAUUACUUUGCGGACAGCCUGACUGCUUGUUUGGUGCUGGAGGGAGGUGAUAUCGUGGUUGUCCGCGAAGAACCUCUUCCUGGUGAAGACAAGAUUGAAAUUGUCGGUUCCGUUGACGUGGGUAUCACAGCUGCUGCGUGGUCCCCAGACGAGGAGCUCCUUGCUCUCACCACCAGAGCCCAAACUUUCCUUUAUAUGACCAGAGAAUUCGAGAAUGUGGCCGAUAUUACCUUUGCCCCUAAAGACAUGCAAGCUUCACAGCAUGUCUCAGUGGGGUGGGGUAAGAAGGAGACACAGUUCCAAGGAAAGAGGGCCAAGGCUCUUCGAGACCCGACUGUGCCUGAGAAGAUCGACCAGGGAAUCCUGAGCCGCCACGACGACGGUUGCACCACUAUCACCUGGCGAGGAGAUGGAGCCUAUGUAGCCGUGAACAGCAUCGAGGCUGGUACUCGUCGCGCUAUCAGAGUAUACUCAAGAGAGGGGACUCUGGACAGUGUGAGCGAGCCAGUUGAUGGACUUGAAGGCGCCCUUAGCUGGCGGCCGUCAGGUAGUCUUAUUGCAGGAAUUCAACGAGUUGAUGACCGUAUCGAUGUGGUCUUUUUCGAACGCAACGGACUUCGCCAUGGCGAGUUUUCUCUCCGUAUCACGGAUGCAGAGACCAAGCCAUGGACUUCUCGCAUCCAUCUUGCUUGGAAUGUUGAUUCAACUGUUCUUGCUGUCAGGUUCGAAGACCGCAUUCAAUUUUGGACCACUGGAAAUUAUCACUGGUAUUUGAAGCAAGAGAUCCCGAUAGUUAUUGAUCCCUCUUGCUCGCUUCCAUUCUCUCUCGAAUGGCACUCAGAGAAGCCACUUCGAUUUGUUGCUGGCUCUUCGGGCUGUAUCCUUGAUGCAGACUAUGUGUUUGAUACCAGCCACGGAUCUACCUCUAUCCCAGAAGAUGUGGGCGCCGUUGCCGUCCUUGACGGCCGGAAUCUCAAGCUGACCCCAUUGCGAUUGGCUGGUGUUCCACCCCCAAUGGCGCAUAAUGAGCUAGCUUUGGACUCCAACGCUAUCGAUGUUGCGUUCAGUAAGUCUGGAACCCGCAUUGCUGUUCUAUUCAACGACAGUUUCGCAAUUUACAUUUGGUCUCUGAAGAGCCGGCCCGUUCCCGUCCCGAUACUUGAGUCGAGCUAUCCUCUACCGGAUGACGCUGCCAGUCGGCCCAGACAGAUCGCCUUUUUGAAUGACACUGAGGUCUUCGUUCUCCGAAGCACUGGACCAAAUGCUAGCUGCAUUGAGCGGACUAUCUUGGAACGUCGAACAACUGAAGCUGUUUACGAGGCUGCAGACUCAGAGCAAUUGUCUUCUAUCUUUGCUGGGAUUGGACAUGAAGCUCUAUGGCUCUCGCAUGCAUCUCAACCAGGCCGUCCUGUUGGCUACUCUAGCAUUGAAAUGUCACUAAAUAACCCCGAUAUUCUCCCUUGGGGUGACAGUCCUACUGUUGAUAGCCACUGGGCUCGUGCUGUCUCCAUCUCCGAUGAUGAGCGCAUAUUAAUUACCAUGUCACGCAGUGGUGGUUUGUAUGCAAACAAGCGCAUGCUUGCAAGGAACUGCACAUCUUUCCUCGUGACGCCAUCACACCUAUUGUUCACCACGUCUCAGCACCUGUUGAAGUUCGUUCAUCUCAACCACGUGGAUGAUAUGGAAAUCCCAGAAGACACACCCGAAAUUGAUGAGCGUUGCAGGAGUAUCGAACGUGGGUCUCGCUUGGUUUCUGUGAUGCCGUCGAUCUUUGCAGUUGUGCUUCAAGCCCCCCGUGGAAACAUUGAAACUAUCUUCCCUCGUGCUUUGGUGCUAGCUGGAAUUCGUACUUUCAUUGACCAAAAGAAAUACCGGUCUGCAUUUAUGGCAUGCCGAAGCCAGAUGGUCGAUCUAAACAUCCUUCACGAUUAUGCUCCUGAGCAAUUCUUGGCCAACAUCCCGCUUUUUAUUGAUCAAGUCAAGAAGAUUGAUUAUAUCGAUGACUUUUUGUCCCGCUUGCAGGAGGAGGAUGUUUCACAGACGCUCUAUAAAGAUACGCUGAAGAUUUCCAAGAACGAAUCUGCAGUUGUUGCCCAACCAGAUUCUCCAGCUCCUACAUUGCCAACAUCAGUCAAGAAGGGGAGCAAAAUCAACCAGAUCUGUGAUGCAUUCUUGGCUACUCUCCAAACACGCGUCGAUACCAACUUGCAGAACAUCAUUACAGCUCAUGUUUGCAAAUCACCGCCCGACCUAGAAGCCGGGCUGGGACUCGCUGCGGGACUGAGACUACAAAAUACCGAGCAGGCUGAAGAUGCCAUUGAGCACAUGUGUUUCUUGACAGACGCCCAUCGACUUUACUCUCACGCCCUGGGAAUUUAUGACCUUGAGCUUACUCUACUAGUUGCCCAACAGGCCCAGAUGGAUCCUCGCGAAUACCUUCCGUUCCUUCGUAAGCUGCAACAGCUUCCAGAGACUAGACGUCAAUUCGAGAUCGACAACCACCUCAGCCGCUUUGAAAAGGCUCUGAAGCACCUGUACGCCUUGAACGCUCAUGAUGAAAUUCGCGCCUAUGUCGUCAAGCAUGUCUUGUACAAAGAUGCCCUCGAGAUCUACAAGUAUCAAGCAGAACAACUACGUGAAAUCACCGAGCUGUAUGCCGAUCAUCUCCAAGAUCAAAGUCAAUACAAGGAUGCGGCAAUUGCUUAUGAGUCUCUGGGGCUCUACGAGAGUGCCUAUAAAUGCUACAACCUAGCCCACAAGUGGCGCGAGUCUUUAUACUGUGCCAUGAUGGCCUCACUUUCCUCCGAGGACCUGACCGCCCAUAUCGAAAACUUGGCUACAACUCUGAUCGACGAGAACAAAGACUACGUUUCAGCAGCCACAAUCUACUCUGAGCACCUGCGCGAUUAUGUCACAGCUGCACGCCUACUCUGCCGCGGCUCAAAGUUCGCCGACGCCGCUCGUCUCCUCACACUGAACGGCAAACAGGACCUGGUCACUGAUAUCGUCGACUCCGGUCUGGCAGAAGCGAUGGGCAACAUGACUGACCUGCUAGCUGACUGCAGAUCCCAACUCAAUGCCCAAGUCCCACGUCUCCGCGAACUCCGCCAGCUGCGCGCUGCCGACCCUCUCGCGUUCUUCGGUGGUGACCCCACAGGAGGCGAUGCAGGCGUUGACAUCCCUGACAACGUGUCUUUGGCUCCAACAGAUGCAUCGACUCUUGCUGGUCGCUCCAUGUUCACCCGAUACACUGGCAACACCGGAAAGACCGGCAAGACAGGCAUGACCCGCUACACCUCGAAGACGCGCAGACGUGAAGAGCGCAAGCGGGCCCGCGGUAAGAAGGGCACUGUAUACGAGGAGGAGUACCUGGUCAACAGUAUCCGACGACUUAUGGAACGGAUCAAUUCGAGCGUGACAGAGACCGAAACCCUUGUCGACGCGCUUCUGCGCCGUGGCAUGCGUGAGCGCGCAGCCGCUGUUGAAAAGGCUUUGCUGGAAGUUUCUACUAUGUGUGCAGACUGCCGAGACGAGGUAUUCGAGGUCCCUGUCGUGGAGAAGAAGAAAAAUGAGGAUGAGGAUGAAGAGGAGAACCCCGAUGAGCCUUCCAUGCCGCCUAUUUAUGGUGGUAGAGGCAACGGAGUCCUGGCUGAAAGUAUUGCUAUUGUGCAGGGUGGAGGUACCGCGCGUGUCAAGGAUAUCCCUAUCGUCAAGGAAAUGAAGAGGUCGUCUUUGCUGGCUUGA